UUCCCAGCGGCACCUCGCCCUUGGGAGGUCACCCUUCCUGAGGACCCGGGGCGAUUCCCCGUGACUGCCCACUUCAGACACCGAGGGGUGCAGAUUUAGGUGGCGGCACCGCGACCCGGAGUGCUGUCCCCGCGCCAAGACCUGGAGCUCCCGCCUGUCCCCGGGAACCCCGAGGCCUAUGCGGGCGACGACGGGGGCAGGUCGCGCUCUCCGGCCCUGUGUCGCCGGGCCGGGGACGUCUGUUCCGCCCGCCGCGGCCCGCGCAGCAUGCAACACCCCCUGAGCCCAGGCUGGGAACUCUGCGCCCCGGGAGCCCGCAGAGGCGCCCGCGCAUGCGCCGCGCCGUCCCGCUGCUGUUUGACCGUUUCCAUGGCUACGCAGCCGGUCCGCUGGAUGUCCCGGGGCGAGAAAAUGAAGCUCAAGAGCCUCCUGCUCCGUUAUUAUCCGCCAGGAAUUAUGUUGGAAUAUGAAAAGAGUGGAGAAUUGAAGACCAAAUCCUUAGACUUGCUUGAUCUCAGCCCCAGCUUCAUCACAGGAAGCUAUGACCGGACGUGCAAACUCUGGGACACGGCGUCUGGAGAGGAGCUUCACACGCUGGAGGGCCACAGGAAUGUGGUUUAUGCCAUAGCGUUCAACAACCCCUAUGGUGACAAAAUUGCCACUGGGUCCUUCGAUAAGACUUGUAAACUGUGGAGUGUAGAAACGGGAAAAUGUUACCAUACGUUUAGGGGUCAUACAGCAGAAAUAGUGUGUCUAUCAUUCAACCCUCAAAGCACAUUGGUAGCUACUGGAAGUAUGGACAAAAUGGCCAAACUGUGGGACAUUCAGAGCGGAGAGGAAAUAUUCACGUUAAAGGGACAUUCGGCCGAAAUCAUCUGCUUGUCCUUUAACACCUCAGGCAACAGGAUCAUCACCGGGUCUUUUGACCACACCGUUGCAAUAUGGGACACUGCGACUGGAAGGAAGGUGUACACGCUAAUUGGGCAUUGUGCUGAGAUCAGCAGUGCCUUAUUCAGCUGGGAUUGCUCCCUGAUACUAACUGGCUCUAUGGACAAAACCUGCAUGCUGUGGGAUGCUACAAGUGGAAAAUGUGUGGCAACAUUAACAGGCCAUGAUGAUGAAAUCCUAGACAGCUGCUUUGAUUACACUGGAAAGCUUAUUGCAACUGCUUCUGCUGACGGAACAGCAAGAGUUUUCAGUGCAGUCACAAGAAAAUGCAUCACCAAACUGGAAGGUCAUGAAGGGGAGAUUUCAAAGAUUUCUUUCAACCCCCAAGGGAACCGUCUUCUAACGGGCAGCUCUGACAAAACAGCGAGAAUCUGGGAUGCUCAGACUGGCCAAUGCCUCCAAGUGCUUGAAGGGCACACUGAUGAAAUCUUUUCAUGUGCUUUCAACUAUAAAGGCAACAUAGUCAUCACAGGCAGCAAGGAUAACACCUGUCGGAUAUGGCAUUGACUGAAGAAAGCCGGUCGUGAGCAGUAAGACAAGAGCUGGGGCUUCACAGAGGGCCAGCCAGCUAUUUUGAUAUUUCAUGUGGUUUUUCCUUUAUUUCUUUUUCCCACAAGUCAACUGUUUAUACACUGUCCUUAGCUCCACAGACAUGGCCAUUAAAACUGAUGAAGUUACAUCAUUUCUUGACAUUAUUCGAUGGAGGUGACAAGAAACAGCGUAAUGUUUGGCAUGUGUCCCUGGCGAUUUCUAUUUUUGUUUUAUUUUUUAAUAGCAUCAUGAGACUGAUAAAUGAAAUCAGAAUAAUUUCACAAUGUGUCUCUACAAAAGUCUACUUUGGAGGCUAUUAUUAUCAUUUCUGUUGAAUAAAGUUUU
Messenger RNA from Hipposideros armiger (great roundleaf bat), 1824 nucleotides. RefSeq names its product dynein assembly factor with WD repeats 1 (gene DAW1). The transcript is spliced from 11 exons. Gene Ontology annotation, molecular function: protein binding. Gene Ontology annotation, biological process: iron-sulfur cluster assembly. The record is from RefSeq and is a predicted model, not a curated record. Gene Ontology annotation, cellular component: cytosolic [4Fe-4S] assembly targeting complex. NCBI's taxonomy places the organism in Eukaryota, Metazoa, Chordata, Mammalia, Chiroptera, Hipposideridae. Bases 268 to 1455 code for a protein of 395 amino acids.